Messenger RNA from Microbotryum saponariae, 3759 nucleotides. The record is from the annotation of a GenBank genome assembly. NCBI's taxonomy places the organism in Eukaryota, Fungi, Basidiomycota, Microbotryomycetes, Microbotryales, Microbotryaceae.
AUGACUGAUGAGGUCACGGGCUCUUUGUUGCGACUCGAGGAUCUGUUCAGAGCUGCGACAGUGCCCGCCGCCCGGGGUACACAUUACAAGUCGCACCUAGCCUCGACGAUGAACGACUAUUUCACUCUUCAGCCAUCACACGCACACGAUGAAUUCCCGACACCGAGUCUCGAACGAGAAUAUGUCUACCAUUCGCCAUUGGACUCGCCCGAACUGAGCAAGGCGCACGACGGGAGCAUCACGACGGCCGCGACGCCGGCGCCAGCGCAGACGAUGACAGAGUCACAGCCCGAUACAGACAAGCGAACAGUCGAGCCUGUUGAGGGAGCCCGAACAAAAGCUGUUCUAACCCCGUCGGAACUGGUCAGUGUCUUGUCCCAGGAGAGGGACCCACCACCGCCGGUGCAGGCCCGUGAGUACAACCCCGGCCUUCACCUGCCACCUCAGGCAUCCAUUCGGAAGGUUGAUUGACCCGCCUGCGCAACUGCUCUGCAAAUAUGAUUGCCCCAGGUUUUCUACAUGGCGGUCCCCCGCUGUCGGACUUGACAGCCCCAUCGGAUGCCGUGGCAACCCAAGCGUCCAAGCAAAAGCCGGUCGCAACGAGCAAAUGGCGCGCAUUCACCGAUUCCGAAGAUCGGGUCCUGCAACAGGGAUGGGAAGCGCUACAGGCGGAGAAGAAGGCCGAGAAGGACGCAUCAGUGUCGACGGGGGGGAAAAGGCAGAAGGGGAAAGUAAAGACCGAGCAGGCCGUCCAGGAUGGUGCCGAGGACCCAGGUCAGUCCAGAUUUGAGUCUGUUGCUUUUGCUAUGGGGUGGCAUGCCAUUGACAUGAGCGGCUGUGGCUUCUCUCUCACAGAUGGUGAGACGCUUUUUCGAUACGAAGAGUGCGUUGUGUAUGUCUGACAUGUUUGACCUCGCACUCGCUUGUUACUCGCCCGCAGCCGAGAUGCCUCAUUGCUUUCCUGUGGGCCUGGACAAGCUUUUCACCGUGUCCCUCGCCUCGUCCCUACUCUACCCAGCAUUCUGGCAAGGUACCCCUGUGAGAGUGCUACGUGCCCAUUGGUUCUACGCGCCACCCGCAUCGAAAGCAACGAAGUACAAGACCCUGGCGUCCCACCAGAUCAAGGCCUAUCCGGUAGAUCCGGAACUGUCGGCCUCACUCGAGCGGGCAUACGCUCACAUCCGCCCCUGGGAAGAAUCGUAAGCAUGCAUGCAACACAGGCGCCCAAAGCAUGCCCACUGUUUCGAUCGGUGUCACUGACACGGUCGCGCGCGUGCAGGUACACUGCUGAGCUCGCUUCGGCGUUGAAAGGUGGUGUUGAGGCCCAACUCAAGCUCAGCGCACCACUCGGUAUUGACAGCGAAAGCGGAGAAGCGAACUCGGGCAUCGAAGUCAUUUUCCAGGGCGGAGACGAAGGCCGCGUUUACUCCAAGAGCUUUCUUGGUAGUAUCGGCAAGUCGCUUUGGAGCAGCGGCAAGUCGUUGGGAGGGGGCCAGGUUGUCCUGCGCGGUCAGUUUACGUUCGCGGCAGUCAUACAAGACCUGCACAGGAAUGCUGAGCCUCGAUGUGUUGCUCUACAUCCGUUAUGAACAGGCUGGGAUGCCAUGAGAACGUACCAUGCCCGGAAGGAGAAAGGGGGGACGCCCGGGAAACCCGUCACCACCAAGAAGAUCGGCGCACUGAGUGACGCCGCCGCCGAAUCGUCCGACAAUGAGAGCGUCACAUCACGAUCCGACGCCAAAUCCCGCCGUGGAUCCAAUGCGUCGGCUGCCAAACCUGCUGCUGUAGAUGCAGGUGCGGGUGCAGCUGGUGGGUUUUUCGCCGCGUUGAAGAGCAAGCUCGGCGGUGUACCACUCGUGGGCCACCCGCUUGACGGGGGGGACGAUGACCUCAAUGUCGAUAUCCAGGGGGAAAGAACGAAUGACACGCAAGAAGCGAUGGAUGGGCCAAGAAACCAAGAUGGGGAUGAUCAGGGAGGGGUAGGAGAAGUUGACGAGCUCGUCUUGGUGUGUCAUGGCAUCGGCCAGAAGCUUGCCGGAAAGUAUGAAUCUUUCUCGUUUGUGCAUGCGUGCAAUCACUUCCGCACCGGUGAGUGGCAGACGUGAGAAUUUUUUUCCUCCCUCUGCCCCGCUCAAAAUUGAUCAUUGCCCGAUUCGCCAGCUUGUACCAACUUAUCUGCGUCCAACUCGCUUGCUCCACUACUGAGCAAGAAGCGAGCCCAGUUCAUCCCUCUGCUUUGGCGCACCGAUCUUUCUUUCGACGACGAUGCCGAGGAUACAGGAGACUCUGCCGAGGAGCACCUACGCAACCAGUUUAGUCUCGAUGACAUCGAAAUCAAGGGGUCCAUCCCGCUGCUGCGACAAGUUGUUUCGGGCCUUGUGCUGGAUGUUCCGUUCUAUCUGUCCCACCAUAAGGGCAAAAUGCUUAAGGCUGUCGUCAAGGAGGCUAAUCGAAUCUACCGUCUGUUCUGCAUGCGCAACCCUGGAUUCGCCGCUAGAGGCGGGAAAGUUUCGAUUAUUGGGCACUCGCUUGGAUCGGCAUUGUGCGCAGAUAUCCUGUCCACUCAGCCCACCUACGUCAAACCGCUCAGCGAAAUGUCGAACGCGGAGAAGUACUCGGACUCACAGUUUGUGUUUGAUACCCGACUGUUCAUCCUCGUCGGGAGUCCAGUAAGUGCCGCGCCACCUGUGAAGCGACUUCUGCAGAUACGACUGUUCUUUGUUCGCUCAUCCAGCUGCUCAUCUUUUGCUCAGCUCGCUUUUUUCCUGCACCUCGGUCAAGGACAGCUCAUCGCGCGAAGGGGACGUGCACGAACACAGAACGUCGGGCGCGAUAUCGCCCUCGACCGCGCCGGCCGCUACGGAUGCAUGGCGAUAGAUGCGGUUUACAACGUCUACCAUGAGACAGAUCCCGUCGCCUUCGCUCUCAAUGCUACGGUGGACCGAGAGCCAGUUCUGUCCCUCAAAGCAAUGCAAUCACGACUCAACAGCUGACGGGUAUAUUUUUCUUUCUUUCUCCUGCAGAUAUGCCAAGCUGAUCAAACCAAUUGCAAUUCCUUCCACGAAUUCGACACUGCUCGAGAAUCUGUCCGACACGUAUAGCCGGAUCAGCAAUGUGCUCGACAUCAGCCGUUUCUGGUCGUCGCCGGAGAAAAACGAAGCUGUUGAAGGCUCAAAGAACGAAGGACCUCCCGGAUCAAGUUCUGGUGCUGAGGCAAACAGUGCAGAGAAAGUGGGGGGAGGCCAAUCCUCGUCGAAAUUUGCUGCGAAACCGAAGAUGCCAGCUCGGCGCCCGACGAACAAAAGGAUGCCGAGUGAGAUGCCGAUGGGCAAGCGCGAGUUCGAGUCCGUCUCGCGGGCGGAGCAAAGGUGAGUGUGGAAGGAGAGUCACGCUCACCAUAAUUUUGACGGCCAACCCUCUCUAUAUAUUCUUUGAAGGUUUAAGGCCCUCAACCCUCAAGGUUGCAUUGACUUCUACAUGCCUGCGGAAGGUGUGCGAUGUUUUCCAACGGGCGCUCUGACUGCCGUGUGCCGAUGGCGCUGAUACUCCACCUUGACCACUGACUUUGUGACAGGCAUCAACCAGUAUAUCGAUGCGCUGUCAUCCCAUGCUAGUUAUUGGUCCUCGGAUUCGGUGGCGACGUUCGUUCUGACUCAAUUGUUCUCGCCAGAAGAUGAGCUGGCACGAACGGGGCGCGAGGAGAUCGGAACCGAUGUCGCCGAGCACAUUGAGCAAAUCCGUGAGGAGGAAACGGAGUGA